AUGGCUCCUAAAGAUAUAAUGACUAAUUCUCAUGCCAAGUCCAUUCUCAAUGCAAUGAACUCUCUACGAAAAAGUAACACACUUUGUGAUGUGACCCUUCGUGUGGAGCAGAAAGACUUUCCAGCCCAUCGUAUUGUGUUAGCUGCUUGCAGUGACUACUUCUGUGCUAUGUUCACCAGUGAGGUAGGCAAGAUGCAGAGUACACACAUUUUUGUUUUUAUUCAUGCAAAUAAGAAAGUAGCUUGUAAUGCAACUUAAAAGUGCAAAAAUGUCAUUAAGGUUGCAAUUCUGUAUGCAUUUAUAGCUUGCUCUUCACCAAGCAGCCCUAAUGCACAUUAUGCACAAAGCCAUGUAAUGCUUUUCACUUACUCAGCAAUUAAAUCCAUCUUAAAUUGCAAUUAAGGUCAACAACAGCACUGCAGUAGGGAACAUCAGGUCUUAUCCUGUACCCCUAAAGAUCUAGACACCUCCCAUCAAAAAUCAUACUAAGACAAGGCCAUUUGCCCCUUGGAUGGGGGGCAUUCCACAGCCUGGGGGCCACCAUAAAAUUGGCCCUCUCCCGCACUGCCACAAGAAUCAUAUGGUGGCAGUCUUGUUAGCAGAUCUCAAUAUGCCAGUACAGUAUAAGAAAAGUUAAAUUGUAGGCUUCCUAAUGUUUCAACUUUAUAUACAAUUUAGCUUUCUUGGAUAGCUAGGCUUAAAAAUUUUUUAUCUCUGUUGCAAAUCCACACUAUUAAAUUGUUACUAAGCUGGCUGGCAAAUGUGUUUUGUCUUCUGGUCUACCAGGAAGGAAGCUUUACAAAUGUUGGUGGUUCUUUUUUAAUUUGGUUGCAAGUGACCCAUGUAAGUACAUAAUGGGUAAACAAGCCAUGCAGAUUUUUUGUAGGAUAGAAAGGCAUUACUAUGUUCUCCUCUCAACCCUGAACUCAGUGUAAUAAGGACAUUGCUGUAAUUUAUAUGUAGAGGUGCAUGUUAAUUACUUUUGGUGAAUUAAUUUGCCUGCCCCUUGACAGUAUCUAUUUAAAGCAUGUUAUUAAAGUCUGUUUCUCUGAUAUUUAAAAUAACACUUUUCAAAGUCAAAACAAAAUAAAUAAAUAAAAAAUCCUUCCAGUAGCACCUUGGAGACCAGCUAAGUUUGUUAUUGGUACGAGCUUUCGUGUGCAUGCACACUUCUUCAGAUACAUGCACACGAAAGCUCGUACUAAUAACAAACUUAGUUGGUCUCCAAGGUGCUACUGGAAGGAAUUUUUAUUUAUUUAUUUUGUUUCGACUACAGCAGACCAACACGGCUACCUACCUGUAACUAGAACUUUUCAAAGUAUUAUCCUUGCACCAAAAUGUCUGUAGGGUAUUUGUUAUAUGUUCCAUUUGCUGAAAUAUUCAUUUGAGAUUAUUAAUGCUUUAUAUCUCUUCCCCAUUGCCCACACUGUAGUUUCCAGGUUAUGUUUUGGAACCCUGUAAAACCCAGGGAAUAAAAAAAGUACUUCCCUUGUUUAUAAUUCACAGCUUUCAGAGAAGGAUAAACCUUAUGUGGAUAUUCAAGGGCUAACAGCAUCAACUAUGGAAAUAUUGCUGGACUUCGUAUACACAGAGACCGUUCAUGUAACAGUGGAGAAUGUUCAGGAGUUGCUUCCAGCAGCCUGUUUGCUUCAGCUGAAAGGUAAUGACAAAAACAUACAGUGUAGAUCAGGAGCGAAGAGCUUUUGAGAAUCCUUGAUCUGUAUUGCCCAUUUUUUAAGAUAUUUAUAAAGUGGUGAACACAAUAAGAAAACAAAUAUAUUUAGACUAAUAAACAAAUAUAAAACCAGCAGCUUCUAAUACAACAUGAGCCUAACCUUGUCUAAAAGCCCACAUGAACAAAAGCAUUGUAGCUUGAGUAAACCUAUUCAAUUGAGUGUGUCAACCACUCGGGUAAUAUGAUUGAAAAUGCCACAUUGCAGAUACCAGUGGGUGAUACUUUAGUGGGCUGGGGUCUGAAGAAAUAUCUUGAACCAUGCUCUCAACGGGCAGAAGGUUUUCCAAGGAUUCACCAGAAGUGUAGCUUGAUUAAUAAGGAAAGCCAAGAACAAUAUAAAAGUCAAGGAGGGUUCCUUUUUAAAAGUAGAAAUUUUGCCAUAAUGAAUAAAAGGAUCACAAACAUCUCUGCUUGUUCUUAUUCAAGCACAGUAAAACAUGCUUCAUCAGGUGAUGUUGGUGGAGAUGUGGUAUUUCUGUGGUUUCAUGCCUCAUGCAUUGAUUUUGUAAUUGGACAGCAAAUAGGAACUGUUCUCUAGUGCCACACUUUUUAUAUAGAAACUAAAAUUUAUGAACUGCCUGUCAUAAUUCAUUCAGAGGCAAUGUACAGAAAAUUAUACAACCAGCACUACAUAUAAAAUAAUAUUAAAACCCACAUUACACCAUAGUAAAAGGUAUAUACUUUUGCAAAUUUUCAUACAGGGACUCUUUAGUGAGAGAGUCUCCCCAUUUUAAGAUUGUUAAACUUGAAAUUAUAUGCAUACUAGGAACUGCAUCCCUGCUAGCACUUCUUGCCAGCCCCACUGCUCCUUACCAACUACCCUCCUUUUAAGCCUGGCUGAACCCCCCUCCCUUUUAUGUCACAAUUUGCAUGGCUGCCCAUUGGCCACACAGACUUUAGCUUGAUGAUAUCCUUAAAAUUUUAUUAUAUGCUAAGAUACUGAGUUCUGGGGGAAAUGCAAUCCUGAGAACAAAUGAAAAUAUAAAAUUGUAAAACUGCUGUUGAUUAGUACAGUAGUUUGGGAGCGUUUUCUGGGUAGUAAGAUAUUUAUGUCUUUGUGAAAGGGUAGAUAUUGUUUUUGUAAUAUGGAUAAAAUACAAUAGUUAAGAAUGUAUUUUACUGAUGUUACACCAUUUUUAGAAUUUAUCGCCACCAAAAAGAAUCUCAAUAUUAACUACCAAGGAAAAUGGCAGGCUGGUUAAGAUAAAAAGAUGACUUUUUAUUUACUAGAUUUGGUGUUUGUUAGGAAAAUGGAUGGAUUUGUUAAGCACAGUUUCCCCCCCUCUUAAACACUUUUCAGAACAGUGACUUAGCCCUCUGAAGUGCAAAUCAUGUCAUUUCUCACAGGAGUGAAGCAGGCUUGCUGUGAGUUCCUGGAAAGCCAGCUGGAUCCUUCCAACUGUUUGGGGAUUCGAGAUUUUGCUGAAACACACAAUUGUGUUGACUUAAUGCAGGCAGCUGAAGUUUUUAGCCAGAAGCACUUCCCAGAUGUAGUUCAACAUGAAGAAUUUAUUCUCCUAAAUCAAGAAGAAGUGGAAAAGCUAAUAAAAUGUGAUGAGAUUCAGGUAAAAUAUUCCUUCUUGUUGUCCAAAGCAAUGCUAUUGAGUUCUAGUAUUUGAUACAGGAACCAAACACAACCUAGGAAUUAACCAGUAAAAUACUGUGGAACUGACGGAUGGAGUUCAUACCUUGGAAGUUAGCAAUUUACAAUCCAUGAGCACUUGUAAGAUCUUACUAGAAUUCUGAGAAUCCUAGUUUUCAUUUCAAUAUAAAAGCAAGUUGGUAGCCUUUACAGUUACCAAGAUCUCUUUAAAGAAGCAAUGGCAAAAGAGAGAAUGUGAACAAAAAGGGGUUAGAAUGGAUGCAAGGCUAAAAUUCAGAAUUCAGGGCAGAAAGGGGGGCAGGGUGUACAAGAUGGAAGUCUGGAAUAAUCAAUACAGAUUUACAAGGAAAGCCCCUGGAAGACCUAGAGAAGAGCUCUGCACUCAAGAGGAGCCCUUACUUGCUUCUCCGGGAAUGUUCCCUGUGACACAAUGUGGGGGUGUCUCCACAACUACAGGAGGUUUCCUCUUGCAAACAGUAGCCCUUGAACUCUCAGAGGAACAUGAGAGUGACCAGAGCUCAUGCCCUUGUGCCCCUUUCCCCACCAUGUGUGUGUGUUAAACCAAGAUUCUGAAUUUCUAAACAGGGCUUUUGAGACACAGGGUGUGGGUUUUCUUAACAGUUGGUCCAUGCUCUUAAAGAGUUAUAAAUCAAUACUUAAUUUUGUGCUACAAAAUCAUUGGCAGUAAAUGAAUGAUUUAAAUUUGGUGGAAGCUGUUGAAGAAUGUUAAAGUGAGAAGUGCAGUCUUGCUAGUUACUCUGAAAGAUUUUGAAGUAUUUUGUAAGGCACCAACCAGAUCUUAAGCACAUUUGUGCUUGUAAAUGUGAUCACCCUUUUAUCAGUAGGAAAGAGCCCUCUUUGCACUACACUCAUGCUAACCCUAUCUUGUUAAAUAUAUGUUUGCCUAGGUUAACAUCAUGGGAGAUAUUUGCUUUAUGAACAAAACCCGAUUGUCCCCCUUCUUAAAAGAGCAAACCCAAAGUUGAGUUGGGUGUGUGUUAUUAUUUUUUACUUUGAUAUGGAUUUUUGUGUUUUAUGUUGUAAACCGCCACGAGAUCCUCAAACAGAGGAUUAGUAUAGAAAUUUAAUAAAGAAUAAAAAUAAAAGGGACUGCACUUUCUUCAGAGAAAAUGCUUUUUGAAAGAAAAAAUCUUGCAUGGUCAUGGUGAGGAAUAUGUGCUGGUCUUGGGUUAGAGUACUGUUUAGGGAGGGUUACAGGGGUGUUUGUUGCUGUUAACUGAUUAUUAUUUUUACCCUUAUUUUUAAAUUUUGCUGUGAUUUGUGUGGAAAUUGUUCAAUUUGGUUGUGUACUUUUUGAUGUGUUUAUUGUUUCUGAUGCUAUGGUUAUAUUUGUAACUAUGUAAUUUGUUUCAUGCUGUAAGCCACCUUGAGCAUGGUUUUAGCUAUGGAAAGGCGGCAUACAAAUAAAAGGAAGUAUAUCACAUCAUUGACAUUGCACAUUAUAUGCUUGUCACAGUUACACGACAAAGUUACACAUUUCCCCCUCUAGAGAGCUGCCUGUGCUUGCUUUGCAAGGUGGAUCUUGCUUUCCAACCACCAUAAUUUUCUGUGCAAAUGCAGCUUCCCCACACCAGAAGUACAAUCUAUGCUGCACCCCCCCUUAAAGUAAUCCCUCCUCCCAUGUCGUAGCCAUCUAUUUUUCAAAAGACUGAUUAAUUCCAUGCCUUUUCUUAUAGGUGGAUUCUGAAGAGCCUGUCUUUGAGGCUGUUAUCAAUUGGGUAAAGCAUUCAAAGAAGGAACGGGAAGCAUCCCUGCCAGAGCUUCUGCAGUAUGUGCGCAUGCCACUACUCACCCCACGCUACAUUACUGAUGUCAUAGACACUGAGGUAGGGCCAGUUGCCCUGUUAAGCAGCUCAUGGAAUAAGUCCUGCAGAACAACUGCUGUAUUUAGGAAAACCUCACUCAUAAUAGUAACUUUGUAAUGUGUUCUAGGCGAUCCUUUGCAUAUAUACAUGUUAGAAUAUGGGAACAAAGAUUAGUACCCCUGCAAUUCUCCCUGAAGAGAAACCCUAACCUCAAACCCAUCUACUUUACUGUGUAAGAACUUGAAAAAUUAUCUAAAGCAAGUCAGCUGAACAUGCCUCUCAGCAGUGAAAUGAAUGACUUAGCCUAACUGCUCCCCAUUUCCCCUCCUUCCUUCAGUAAUGUGUAUUAAUACUGGAGGUAGCCAUGAGUUCUGUGAAGCCUAAACAUAGAAAUGAGAAAGACAAUCCAAUUCUGGUAUAGCCUUUGUGCAGAAAAAGGGGGAAACUCAUCAUUAGUUGUAUAUUUUUAAUUUCCCCAUCCAUGUAAAAAAAACCCAUCCCAUAAUUUUCACUUAUUUAGCCACAGGCCUUAGCUAUUCAGAUGACUUAAUAUAACAAAAUAACAUCAGUUCUAAUAAAUGUAAUACAGCUGAUUUGCAAUCUACUACACAAGUCAAGGUUCCUUGGACAAAUAUUUGCAGCUGCCAUAGAAAAGUUAGGCUGCUUUCAGAGUAGCCUUCUUUUUAGUAUUAACAAGUAGGUAAACAAGAUUUUUGCAGUUUUGGCCAAUGGGUUCUUCCCUCCAAUAACUGAGGAAGGAAUUUCUGUGCUGUAUCCUUGAAAAUUAGGACAAUAGAAGGAAGCUCACAGAAGGCUACCUGCCACCCUACCCCAGGCAGUCCUUUGCAUUGCCUCAAAAAGGGGACCUUCCUGAAUGGUGUGGGAUGAGGCACAGGGCUUUGCUAAAGGAAGGGAGAAUUGGCCAAAAUCAAAUUCACAAAUCGGUAUCCUUAGUAUAUAAUUUUACAUUCAAACCAAAUAAGUUAAUGCAAAGGUCUUCUGGAACCAGUGUUUUAAGUUUUAAUCCUGCGAACUGUAUUUGAAUGAAGAUUUCUGUUGCAUGCUCCACCAGCUUGAUUUUUCCAUAUCUUUUAUAAUACAGUACUUGAAUUAAUGUAACUGGACUAAUUUUAGAUUAAUUUCAUUAAAUAUUAGGGUUUUUGCAGUGGGUCAUAAUGUGCAAGUAUUUCCAUUCUUCUACUAGCUAUAGGGUAUUUUGAAGAAUUGUAAAAGUGUAUAAAGAAUUGGAUAAAGUGAAAACAAUGCCUGUAUGUCUUCUGCAGCCUUUUAUUCGAUGUAGUUUGCAAUGCAGAGACCUUGUAGAUGAAGCGAAGAAGUUUCAUCUAAGACCUGAACUUCGGAGUCAGAUGCAAGGUCCCAGAACCAGAGCACGUUUGGGUAAGCAUCAGAGAAGUGCAUAUAAAAAUGGCUGGAAAAAGGUAUGGUUUAAUGUCUUCUGCCAUUUGGCAGGCUCAAAAUGAAGCAGUGCUUCAUGUUUAUAAGGAGUCUGUUCUUUAGUGUACCUGAACUUUGGAACUCCCUGUCUGUUGACAUUACACAGGUACUGUCACUGUAAUCCUUUAGAUGCCUGUUGAAAACUUUUGUUUCAGUGGGCCUAUCCAAACAUGUAAUUUUGAUAUGUAAUCUGUUCUUAAUUUGUUAUGCUUUUAUUGCUUUUAGAUGUUUUAACCAUUCUUGAAAUGUUUUAAAUAUGUGUUAUUUUAUGUUUAAUAAUGUUUUUAUUAUGGAAAUGUUUGCCACCCAGGACCUUUUGGGAGGAAGGGCAGGAUAUGAUUUUUAAAAGUAAAUAAAGCUGUGCCUUCAGGCCAUCCCCCGGAGAUUUAGGGAAGGAUGUGGGGGGAUACUGCUCAUUUGCAAAGACCUAAUAAACAUGUGGGUACAAGGACCCAGAUAGCAGCUGUAUGAUUCAAAAGAAGCACCUUCACAGCUUUGUCUAAAUAACUGCUUUAUAGGAAUAACCAGUGCUUUUUUUCUAAAAAAAAUGUUUAGGGGUACUCUCAUUUUGACUCAAGAAAAUCACCAUUUUAUAGUUCCAGUGGGGGAAAACAAACACAGUAAAUGGACAAAAGUACAAAGAUUCACAAAAUGUUUAGGGGUAUGCGUAUCCUUGUGUAUCCCCAGAAAAAAAGCACUGGGAAUAGCAGCUGUUGCCCCAAACACACCUUUGGGGAAGUAAAAUUGCUGAAAGCUACCUGUAGUUAGCCAACAUAUUCAUUUACAUACCUCAGGUCCUGCACAAACAUAAACAAUGCUCAGAAAACAAAUAAUUGUCAGCUAGGUCUUUUAAUUACUUGGAUUAGUGUGUCUAGAUAUAUAGAUGGAUGUUAAAGAUAUAGAUGGAUGUUUUAGAUGGAUGAUAGAUGGGUGUUAACUGCCUUGCAAAUACUUCUGCAAACUGUCUAGCCUCAGAAAAUUUUGCUAGCCUAUCUGCCCAUACUUGCCCACAUGGCAUAUGUGACUUAAAAGAGAAUGAAAUUGGUUAAUACUAGCUUGCUUGCAUGCAUGCCUGGAAGCUAUUGUUAAUCACGAAAGACAGCCAUAUAAAUUGCAUCUUACAAACCUGGUAUAAAUGAUAAAUAAAAUUCUUAACGUGUGUUCCAAGCAAAAGAGAAUCUCUGUAUAUGAUAAGCAAGCAUAUAAAAAUACUUCUGCUGCAGUAUGGUAUUUAAUAUUACUCUCAACUGAAGCAUUGUGUAAUGAAGGUUUGUUAGAAGAAAAUGGAAGUAAGUUAUUAGAUAAUAUUACAGCUCAGUGGUAAUUUUCAGAUACUCAAGCCUUUGCCUGUGACAGGCAUACAGAUACUUACUAUUCUUAGAUUCUGUAUAAAGCUGAAAAUUCAACAUAAAUUUGUUAAUGACAAACUGAUGAUGCUGGGAGAAAGUCAAAGCAUAUUUUUUUUAAGACAAUAUGUUCAGGAUGUUCUGGAAAGUGAGCAAAAAGGCUUCUCAUGUGGUAUGACAAACAUCCUUGAAGCUUCACUAUUAUCUUCUGGAUUGGAGCAAUUAACUGGAAAUUAAUAGAAUGGACUUGCCAAGGGCAAAUAUGGUUGGGAAACAAAGCCCAAGUGCACAGCUGCAAAAUGGGCUGUAAGGUUGUCAAGAGAGAGAAAUGAAGAUUAUAUGGCACAAGCUAAGCAUGAGUCGUCUGUGUGGUGGUGCUGUUGAAAAUUAAAGAGCAAGGGUUAUUGGCUUGGAUUCACAGACAUAGGAUAUUAAUAUAGUUCAGUUUGGCGUUAAACCAAAACUGGAUUCUUAUUGUCACACUUAUCUAGCCUUUAGUAGAUUGAUGGGCAAAAUAGCAAUCUUAAGGCUGUUGUUAAAACAGGAUUAACUAUUCCUCACAGUCAUGUAAGAAAAAGCAAAAUGCAGUGAAAUACACCAACUCAUAGAUAGGUUUGCUUAUGUGCCAUUGAAAUUUAAAAAAAAAUUAAAUGCUUAAGUUUCAUGAUUUGCAAAUUGUGUCCUGUGUUUAAAAUGGAAGCAGUAUAGAUUUAGACAUAAUUCAGGGGUGGCAAGUGGAGGGGGGACUACUAAGACUACAAAGUGCAAUGAAAUCAGUUGCUUAAUAAAAUAGUCAGGUGUCUCUUGCUGGAGAGUUUAAAAAGGUUAGGCAAUCUGUCAAGACGGCUUAAGAGUAUGUUGGCUUGUAUUUAACAACUUACCUAGCAGCCAUAGGAAUUCUAUGUAGAUGCGUUAAAGGCCUGACUGAGAGAUGGAUUUCUCCAUCCUCCUCAGCCAGCCCACUUGGUUUCCAGUCUAGCAACAGAGGAAGGAAAGUCUCUUCCUCCACAACCAUCACAGAAAUGCAGUGGGAGAAUGAAACACCCUAUCCUUUCAUCAGUCUGCAGUUUUUCAGUAGCCUGCAUUUCCAUGCUGACCACGGGUGAUGGACUUCUGUUCUCCACAGCUGGCAUGAAAAUGCAGGCCACUAGCUCCUUAGCAAGUUAUCAAAAAAUAAAACAACGGCUAGUAACACUUGUGCUUUUAUUUUCAAGGCUGAACUAGUGUGUCACUCAGCUCUACUAUUCUUGACCCACUACUUAGAGUUAAAGUGAGGAUCGGUACACCAAUAAUGGAAGUAAAAAGUAUAUACUCUAGGAUAUUAACCUUAAAGUGGUCCGUUUUUAUUCAGGUGCCAAUGAGGUUCUCUUAGUAAUUGGGGGCUUUGGAAGUCAGCAAUCACCUAUUGAUGUGGUGGAGAAAUAUGAUCCGAAGACACAGGAGUGGAGUUUCUUACCAGUAUGUAAUUCUUUGCUUUACCAUCUCUCUGCCCUCUGUUUUUUCUCUGAUUGCUUUUCCUCCGUGGGGUGGACAUACGUUUGCAAUUGGAAAUGCUUAUUUUGAACCUUGUGGUUGGAGGAGUUGUGUAGGGAAGGUUUCACAAAGAUGUUUCUAAUGCAGGCAUCUUCUCCACGUAGGAAGAUGGAUAAACCCUGUAGUCCCACUGUUGUGAAAUAGUGGGCUGGAUUCGGCCUGCCAAACCAAUGCAAGCAGCUCACCACACAUUGGCAAAAUCUUACCAUCCCUUGCAGCACUGGGCUGAGAGGUGUUUAACUCUCUGCAAUGUGUGUAUCUCACAUGCGUGUCUCAGUGGCAUCGAGCUGGCUAACAUCUGGCUAAAAAAAGGGUUAGCCAGCUCUGCUGUACAGCAUCAUCUGUGGGCAAUAAUACAUGUGUCUCUGACCAGGAGCUGAAGGGUGACUUCACACCAAGUAUAUGGGUGGCAACACAGUCUUGGACACAUGCUAGGAUAAUAAUUACCAGGAAUGAACUGCGAGUCGGAGGUCCCCAGUUCAAAUCUCAUCUCUUCCUUGAAUUUACUGGGUAAUCUUGGGCAAGCCACACUCUUCCAUUCCCACCAGCUCCCCCCUAAUAAUUUCCACCCUCAACUCCUUUGGGAGGAAGAGUGGCAUAGACUUUUAAUAAAAUACUGCCCUUUUUUGCCUUCAUAGGGCUAUUAUAAGGAUUGUCCAGAAAAGGCAUGUGAAAGGCAUUGAACCCAUGAAAGCAUUGCACGUAUAUAAAUGUUAGAAAGGCCUCUUGUGUAAAGUAGUCUGAGAUGAAGAAUUGGGGAGGUUCUGGAUGAUGACUCACAGAGCCAUCUGAAAUUUAAUGUUUUCUAAAUCACCUGGUGAGCUGUUUGCUUUCUGUAUGUCAAAACCUUUUGAUACUGCAUUCCAUUGAGGCUCUUCUCGUCUCAUGCAGAGAACCCCAAAAGUGUGCUCCAUACUGAAGAUGUGAGCGUGUGAAAUUGAAUAUAUUGAACAUAUUGUUGUAGAUAAACAGGAUAUAUAGAAAUGAUAAGCCCUGACACAUUAGUGCAGCAUUGUCUGUAUUGAUCGCACUAUCUCUGUAUGGCAUCACUAGGAAAUUGCAGGUGCCCAUCAUACCUAAAGAUACCCAAAAAAAUUGUUUCCAUUUUUUUCUUUAUGCAUAGAGUAUCAGCCGUAAAAGACGCUAUGUUGCCACAGUUUCCUUGCAUGAUCGGAUAUAUGUAAUAGGUGGUUAUGAUGGCCGUUCUCGCCUCAGUUCUGUGGAAUGCUUAGAUUAUACAUCUGAUGAAGACAGUAUCUGGUACUCUGUGGCUCCCAUGAACGUUCGACGGGGCCUAGCAGGGGCUACAACCCUAGGAGGUAUGUAUUGGUAAAUGUAUUCUAAUUCCCCUACUGAUAAUCAUUGCUGGAAACAAUCUUAAGUACAUUCAUUUUGCGGGGAAAUUAAUUCAUUUAUUCAACCAACAUAAAUGCAUAUUUGUAAAAUACUGAUUUCAAAUACUGUGAUUUGUUUAAUUCAGUUAACUGUUGUAUUACAGACAUGAUCUAUGUUUCUGGAGGUUUUGAUGGAAGUCGGCGCCACACCAGUAUGGAAAGAUAUGAUCCCAACAUUGAUCAGUGGAGUAUGUUGGGAGAUAUGCAGACAGCUCGAGAAGGAGCAGGACUGGUGGUUGCUAAUAAUGUUAUCUAUUGUCUUGGUAGGUAACCUCAGUGUAUUUACAAAUUUUUAUAUGGUAGUGCCUCAGCUGCAGUCUGGUGAAAAGACUAUGCAAGAAGCUGUCAUUAGGAAGUGAUCUUGCAAAUUUCACAGCAUUUGUAAGUUCUGUUUUGCCCUGGAAUGCCCAUCAAGUAUGAAAGGUUUCUUCCGUGGAAAGCCUUUGCAUUCAGAAUUCCAAUAUCUGAAAGCAGUAGGCUCCAUAUAUAAAUGUAGAAACAGAGCAAAGGCAAUGAUUCUGCAGGACAGAGCUCAGGAAUUGUUGCAUUGUAUCGGUCCUGUAUCUUUUGGUUUUUAAGAGGUGACUUAAUAUUUAAGAAACCAUCCCAAAGAAAUCCGUAGUAGGUGCUUAAGAGUUGUUCAGCAUAGUAGAUGCAGCAGCCCCCAGCUCCACAGGCUCCUCAGCCUACCAACCCUGAAGCCUCUGCCUCCAGGAUCCAGAUGCCCAAGCCAGACACUGCCACUACUGGCCACCUUACUUCACCAGCCAGCUUGGGGAUCUGCUGCUGCUUCUACUGCUGCCAGCUGGCCAGUUAGGAGUCAGUCUGACAGGAGGAGUGUGGGAACAAGGAAAGUUGGUAGAAACAGUGGAUAGUUGGCCUGAUAAUCCACUGCUGCAGUCGCCACCGCCAAUCUCUAGGCUGGCUUGCUGCUGCCUUCCUCUUUCUGCAGUUCUCCUCCUGCCAGUCUGACUCUUCAUCCUAAAAUGUUUGGCAACAGCACAAGAAAGUCUAAGUCUUUCAUGAUCCUCCCUGCACUCCUCCUUUGCACCUCUGACAUCAGGAGAGGCAAAGGAGAAGUGGUGGCAAUGGGGAGAUUGUAAAAGGCUUUUGGUGAGCUCUUAAGGGGAUGUGGGUGUUUUUUGUGCAGAGGUUGGCUUGGUGAGUGAAGUGAAGCGAGCAGGGGCAAUAGCCCCUCAUAAAAGUAAUACAAGUAAUUUAAUGGGUUCCUCUGUUUUCAGGUGGUUAUGAUGGUCUAAACAUCUUAAAUUCUGUGGAGCGAUAUGAUCCCCACACUGGGCACUGGACAAAUGUCACUCCAAUGGCCACAAAGCGCUCAGGUGAGAGUCCUGAUCAGGGUGGGGAGCUGUUGGCAGUAUACCACUGUCUUUAACAGUAACGGUGGUUUAAUAGGGACCAUCUGAUUAGAGUGAGAAUUUUGUUCUUGCUUCUCCCUGCAACUGUACUCGUACAGAGUAGAGCUCCUGAAGCUUCCAAAUAAUGAAUCUGGAAUUUGCCAAGGACACCAGUAACCAGCCCUCUCUUCCCAGCAGCUCUCCAACUACCACAGGGUUGUAUCAAACAGUUCAUGGAGUUCUGCUCAUGCAAUGUGACUUCCACUUCUCCCUGCAUGCUCCCAACAUCUGCUCCAGACAGUCCCCCAGCUUCCUGGAGCAGAUUUUUUUUGGGGGGGGUAGUGGUGGUUAGGAUUAGGGUUAGAGAAGAUGUCCUAUUACACUACACAAGCCUGUUUUGUGAGGACUGUUAGAUACAAUUCAUAAUAUCUGAAUAGCCUUCACAAUAUAAAACAUCUGUUUUCUCUCACUCCUUUAUACAAUUAAGACAGUUUGCAUACUGUCUUUAAAUGUAUAUAAAUGUAUACUUUUCUUGGAUAUCUUUAAGCAACUUUGACAUCCUGUGCAAACAUUACAGUUCCGGGAAGAUUACUUUCCCCCUGUCACCUUUGCAGUGGUAGACUGUGACUAUUAAAAGAGGCAGGCAUUAUGAUAACUUCACCCACCAAGGGGCUUGUUCAUUUUCAGAAGGCAUCCAGAUAUGCCUUAUAUCCAUCCAGAUAUGCCUUAUUGUGGGAUUUGGUGCCACAUUCCAUGGUUUUUCUUUCCCAGGAGCUGGAGUAGCCUUGCUGAAUGAUCAUAUCUAUGUGGUUGGAGGGUUUGAUGGAACAGCACAUCUCUCAUCUGUGGAGGCGUAUAACAUUCGCACAGACUCAUGGACCACAGUGACCAGCAUGACAACCCCCCGCUGUUAUGUGGGAGCAACAGUCCUGAGGGGACGACUUUAUGCCAUAGCAGGGUAAGGGGGCCAAGCUUCACUCAGAAAUACCUUUAAGCCCUAGCAUAGCUGGGGAAGUCUGUCUAUACUUUUUAUAAGUGCAUUAGAUGCCCAGUAACAAGGCAAAAGGCCCAUCUGAUACAGCAUUUGUUUUAGCGCACUGAGGCACAUGAGCAAGAUAAAAAAUGCAGGCGGGGUGAAUGCUGUUGUGCACAGUCUUGCUUGCAGCCUCCCUAUAGGUAUCUGUGAGAACAGGAUGCCGAAAUAGAUGAGCUACUGGCAUACCAGGCGUGAGUCUUCCUUCUGUGGAAAUGUAAUCUGUAGAUUGGUCCAUAGGGUGGGUUUGUGGUAACAUGGUCAAAGAUGGACAUGGCAAGUGUUUCCUUGCACUGACCUCUCACAAAAUACAAGAGUUCUGUCAUCGUAUGACUUAAUAGGGAUGGGUGCGCCACCGCUCCAAACUAUUAUCAAGUCAUCGUCUCCUUUUUAAGAGUUCCAGACUUCAACACGUUCUCAUCAGUAAUCUUCUCUCACGUGUAGGUACGAUGGGAACUCGCUUCUGAGCAGUAUUGAGUGCUAUGACCCUAUCAUUGACAGCUGGGAAGUGGUGACAUCACUGGGAACCCAACGGUGUGAUGCUGGCGUUUGUGUGCUGCGUGAGAAGUGA
Molecule: messenger RNA, 13851 nt
Organism: Podarcis lilfordi (Lilford's wall lizard)
Lineage: Eukaryota; Metazoa; Chordata; Lepidosauria; Squamata; Lacertidae
Source: the annotation of a GenBank genome assembly